AUGAUAUAUGAAGUCGAGUUCAAGGACGAGAAGGAGCCCCUGGUUUUCAAGAUGGUCGAUCGCUAUGGACCCUUUGUGCAGGAGUUCAUGACUCUCUUACAGUGUGAGAGACUCAAGAUUCAAGCACCCAGAAUCAAGGGACUACUUGGCGUCGGGACCAACUGCGGAGGCUUUGUUAUGACCAAGAUCCAGGCCUCUUUUUGCCUUGAUGACUGCCACUCCAAGUCGAUCAACUCCACCCUUGAUGACCGCAAGCGGUGGUAUCAGCAGAUUUCGGAUGCUCUUCAGGCCCUACAUGGCGUUGAUUACAUAUGGGGAGACGUCAAACCAGCGAAUGUUCUGAUUAGUGAGGAUGGCGACGCGUGCCUAAUUGACUUUGAGGGGGGAAACUGCCCUGACUGGGUUGAUGAUGAACUUUCUGACACUCCAGCUGGAGACUUCUUGGGAGGAUUCGGAAAUUCCUGA
Aspergillus calidoustus is the source of this 465-nucleotide messenger RNA. NCBI's taxonomy places the organism in Eukaryota, Fungi, Ascomycota, Eurotiomycetes, Eurotiales, Aspergillaceae. The record is from the annotation of a GenBank genome assembly.